Molecule: messenger RNA, 1602 nt
Organism: Venturia canescens
Lineage: Eukaryota; Metazoa; Arthropoda; Insecta; Hymenoptera; Ichneumonidae
Gene: KFase
Product: kynurenine formamidase
Exons: 9
Coding region: 466-1353 (295 amino acids)
Molecular function (GO): lipase activity
Source: RefSeq, a predicted model, not a curated record
GCGGAUGCUACUCCGUACUGGUACUGUAAUGGUACGCCGUACCGUACUGCAGCAGUAACACAUAUUGCCACUGUACGGGUACGGCGGCGUAUGCUCGUACACUUUCGUUGCGGUACAUACAUCGUAGCAUCUCGUACCCAUCAGUAUAUAUACGCUGGUCAUCUGGAACGUUUCGUAUGAUUAUUUUAUUUUUAAGUAUAAAUAUUAAUUGUUAUAUAUUCCUUUCAGUAUAAUUUUAAUAUUCGUUUUGUUUAGUGUAAAAGAUCUAGAAAGUCCAUUUACUCACCGUCCCUUCCGCCAUUCACGAGAUUCUUAUCGAAACGUAUGUUUCGGCAUCAUCCAGUGUUCAUCGGGCAGGGACUCAAGGAAAUUAUCGAUAUUUUUUACCGUUCAAAAACAUUCGGCUCCUGACAGACGAACCGUGCAUUUAAAGAAUAAAAUUUGAAGACUCCAUAACACUCCAGGAUGUCGAUCGACCCGGAAUAUGAGAAAAUGUACUCACCAAGUGCAUGGUGCAAAAGAGUUUCUGGCCCGAAAGUUCUCGAGCUUUUUUCUCAACUCGGUGAAAAAGUUACAAACAAAAUUCGAUCGACAUUGAGUUGCGAGCUGGACAUUCCGUACGGGAUCGGAGACCGAGCGAAGUACGACGUGUAUGGAACAAAUUUGCCAAAUGAUGCCCCAAUUCUCGUGUUCAUACACGGUGGAUAUUGGCAGGAAUUGAGUAAAGAGCUCGCUAGUUUCCACGUUGAGAGCUUCGUUUCGAAAGGAAUUAAAGCUUACAAUGUUGGAUACAGUCUGUGUCCAACAGUGACCUUGACCGAGAUCAUUUCCGAAAUUAAAAGUGCUGUGGAAAAAAUUCUAAAGCAGGCUUGCGACUUAGGAUCUAAAUGCGUUUGGAUCGCUGGGCAUAGCGCCGGGGCCCAUAUGGCAGCGAGUUUGCUUCACGACACCGAAUGGCUCAAUUCUAUCAAGAGGAACGCUUCUCUGAAACUUAUAAAGGGCAUCGUUUUAAUCUCUGGUAUUUACAAGCUUGAGCCUUUGCUCAGAACAAGUUACAACGAAGCUCUCAAACUCAGCAGAAACGAGAUUGAAAGUUUGAGCUUCGGAUCCCUGGAGACUUCGAGGUACGAGCCCAUUAGGGAUAUAAAAGUUCUUGUGACAGUGGGCGAAUGUGACCCACCAAAAUUUGUGCAACAAUCGCGAGAUUACGCUCAGAAACUUAUUGAAUUCGUGGACAACGUGGAAUUUAAGUUACUUCGCAACAGCAUCGAUCAUUUUGAAAUUGUCGAGAAUCUCGGUGAUAAAGAUUUCGUUUUAACGAAAAUGAUAUUACAAAUGAUCCUCGAGCACUGACUCUUAACUUUCAACCGAUAUAAACGUUGAUUGGAGUUUUCUCGUUUCAUUUCUUUACCACGUCAAUAGUGCAUCUUUGUCGCGAUAUAGUUUUUAACCUACAUUUUUUUAAUAGAUUUUCUGAUAUUUUCAUACAUAUAUAUAUAUAAUUAUAAAUAUUUUCAAGAAAUAUAUACACAUAUACUCAUAUAUAUGCACAUAUAUUUGUGUGAAGGUUAAACAAUAAACUCAAACUUUUGAUAAAAAUAA